GCGGCCUUCAUUGGUAUCACACCAAGAUGCUGAACAUCACUGAACCUUACCUGCAGUUCUUGCCUUGCAGGAGCUCAGACCAUCUUCUGCAGCCAUUCUGGGAUUAUUUACUUUUUCACUAUAUGCCUCUCAUCUCAUCCCCAUUUUUCCCCGUCCUACUCGCCUUUUCUAGCUAUUUUUUCUUCAGCUUACCUUUUUCUGUGCUGGACCUCUUGGGAGAAAAGGUGCCUUUAUUCCAUCAGUACAAGAUCCAACCAAACAGGAAGCCAACUUUGAAAAUGAUGGGUGACAACUUCAUGGUCACUUUUUAUAACCACAUCUUCUUUGUUUUACCAGCUGUAAUAAUCAGUAUUUUCAUUAUGCCUGCACCACCACUGCCACAAGAUGCUCCCACAGUAUAUGAACUGUUUAUUGAUAUGCUGGCUGUACUGCUCCUCUUUGACACUCAGUACUUUAUUUGGCAUUUCAUGCAUCAUAAGCAUCCUCAGCUUUACCGCUGGAUCCAUGCAGUCCACCACGAAUACAUAGCACCUUUCUCAUGGUCAAGUGAGCGGCUCAGCAUCCCAGAGCUGAUGACGGUGGGAUUCUGGAGCAAUUGUGAUCCAAUUCUUCUAAACUGUCACCCGCUGACCACAUGGUGCAUUACAGUUUUUAGCAUCUGGAUGUCUGUUGAAGACCACAUAGGCUAUGACUUGCCGUGGACCUUGAACCACCUGGUGCCUUUGGGGCUGCUGGGUGGAGCACCAGCUCAUGACAUGCACCACCAGAGGCCGAGCACCAACUAUGCUCCUUUCUUCAGCCACUGGGACAGAAUUUUUGGCACUGCUGCCCCUUUGAAGAAAAAAAAUGAACUGAAAAGCAAAUAAGAACUGUUCUGUCAAUAAAGCCUGUUUUUUUUAUGUGGCAUUGUUAGCACUGCAACACUCUUUUAAUGCCCAAUCCUUUAAUUACUGCUUUCUCUAUGUGGGGCCCUUGCUGUCUCCGCACUCUUUGGCAGUGUAUAUAUAUAAAUAUAUAAAUAUAUAUGUGUGUGUAUAUUCUCAAUGA
Molecule: messenger RNA, 1047 nt
Organism: Haplochromis burtoni (Burton's mouthbrooder)
Lineage: Eukaryota; Metazoa; Chordata; Actinopteri; Cichliformes; Cichlidae
Gene: ch25hl1.1
Product: cholesterol 25-hydroxylase like 1, tandem duplicate 1
Exons: 1
Coding region: 27-866 (279 amino acids)
Biological process (GO): cholesterol metabolic process; sterol biosynthetic process
Molecular function (GO): steroid hydroxylase activity; C-4 methylsterol oxidase activity; iron ion binding
Source: RefSeq, a predicted model, not a curated record